UGCUAGUGACCGGAGUGGUGUUUCGUGUGCUCGCGAGGACAACUAGGACUGCCAGCAUGAAGAUUAUCACUUGCUUGACGAUCAUCCUAUAUAUUGUUGCUCUACCGAUAACAAGUCAGCUGUCAGCUGAAAAUGCGACAGGUACAGCUGAUUCUGUCCAAGAAGAGAUAACAGAUCAACGCAAAGUGGACAUGACCACAGCUGCUAAAGAAGAUGAAGGUUACAUGAUGAUGUCACAUUUCACAAGUCUUCUUAGUAACGGGAAUUCUGCGCCUGAAAGCGGUGAAUCUACUCCUACACCGCCAACGAGUAUCCAAAACAGAUCGAAUACUGGCGCUUUUAAAGGGUCCCUGAAGCUCGGUGAUGAUGGAAAGACUGACGCAAAUGACGCUACAGCAGUUCCAUCGGUCUCCGAGUUACAGCCAACCUCCACAUCACCGUUUGCACUACCGAGUGGCAAUGAGAACCUCCUGCAGCAGAAUACGGAAGACACUGGGACUGAUUAUAGACACGUGUACACCUUGCCAUCGCAACAAGGAGAGUUAAUGCAGCGUAAUGAUAGUAAAAAUUACGAAGAUCCGUACGUGAGCUUCGUACCUCAUACUGAAACCAAUAGUCAAGCACCCACUAUCUCACCAUCAGCGUCGUUCACAACACCUGGAAAGGUUGAGAAUCACGCACAGCAGGAUGGCAAAUCCCAGACCACCACAUUAGAGGACAACUAUGAAGAUGGUAUCACCACUCCCCAAUAUGUGCCCUUCACACCUGCUGCUAAUAUCAAAAACUUCAACGAGCAGGGUGGAACCUCACCAGCUAAGGAUGUUGAGACAUCCAUGAGAUCACCAUCGACAUCAUUCAUGACUCCAGAUGAAAAUGAGGUCAUAUGGCAGACUGGUGAGCCCAACGGCACAAAAGUUGAGACCAGUAAUCACAAUGAUGCAGAGACCACUACAACCCAGGAUGAGGACUACACACCGCGCUGUUAUACAAAUAAUUUCAACGAGAAUGUUGAUGAAUUCAACGCUACUAUUUCCUCUUCAUCUCAGGAAACUGGAACACCCACCAUCUCACCAUCAGUUCUUGGUGCUGAAGACGGAUUGAAGCAGAAGAAUGUUGAAACCACUGCUAGAACAUUUGAGGCUAACUAUGAUGAUGCAGGGUCAACCACACCUCACUAUGAACACUUCGCAUUACGCACUAGUACUAAUAAUCCCAAUGAACACGAUGGGAAAUUCAUCACUACUACUGAAUCAUCAGCUCAAGAAACUGGAAUAGUUACCACUUCACCAUCAACGUCGCCUAUUGUCCCGAAUAAUGAUGUGAGUGGCACGCAACAAAAUGGAGAACCCACUGUCACAACAUUCGAGGUCGAACAUGAUGCUAAAGGGACCACUACACCACAGUAUGAUUUCAUACUGCGCACUACUACCAAGAAUUCCACAUUGCAGGACAAUGGUUUCAACACUACCACGGUUUCGUCAGCUCACGAAAUCGGGACUAUUACCACCUCCCCAACAAAAUUGUUCACUGUUUCUAAUAACGAUGUGAGUGACACGCAGCAGAAAGGAGAAAACACCACUGUAGCAUUCGAGAGCGAAAAUGAUGCUGAAGUGAGCACCACACCGCAGUAUGUUGACUUCAUACACCGCACUGUUACCGAGAAGUCCAGUGAGCAGGAUGAUGAUUUCAGCGCUAUAACUGGGUCGUCAGCUCAUGGGGUUGGAAUGACCACCAUCUCGCCAGUAAAGCUAUUGACGAUACCUAAUGAUGGCGAGGGUCUUACGCUGAAGAAUGUUGAAUCCACCACCACAACAUUGGAGACCGACCGUGAUGGUAUGGUUACACCACCCACUGUCACCAAGAAUUUCAUGGAAGAGGCUGGUGAGCUCGACAUUAACAUCCCUUCAUCAUCUCACGAUAUUUUGCCAACCAGCACUUUACCAUCAGAGCCAGUGGCAGAGCAAGCAGAUGAUGAAAAUUGCACACAGCGGGAAUGUGAUUCCGUUGGCACCACAGUUGCUGUGUAUCCGGAAGAUAACUUUACCACCAUGCCACCACUAACACCAGCCACCGUGCCUGUGGAUGGUGGUAAUGCUGAAGAGCAUAGUCGUGAAACAAAUACCACCUUCAGUCGGGAACCUAAUAAAGAUGAGUCUACUACCACACCAUCGUUCCCUCAGCCGGUUAACGAUAGUAAUAUCACAUUGCAAAUCAAUAAAUGUAAGGGCACCAACGUUGGUACCAACGAGGAAAAGCACUCUACGAUGUCAUUUCUAGCGAUUUUCAAAAUACUGGCAGGUAUAUGUGACGAGCCAGAUGUCACAACGACUCCGCCAUCUAAUGAAGAGACUUCAUAUAAUACAACAGCGAAACAAGACACUACAACUAUCUCUAAGGACGAAGCAGAGGAUGGCAACGAAACUAAAAGCCAUUAUCCAUCAUACACUGGAUCUUCUCCUGACGAAUUACUAAUGUUGUACAAACUACACAUUAGAAUGCUCAAGACAAUGUCUAUAACCUUAGGGGUGGCAGUAGCUCUCAUGUUGAUCAGCUUUGGAUUGAAAUACUGCAGGAAGUAUAGACGAGGCGAGCGCACAGCAGUUUCUCCUCCCACUGCUGAACUUCGUGAAGCAGGUCAACCUUCCACAUCUCAGGCUUCUACUUCCGAAGAGCCCGUUAUAAGAUUUCGAGAUUUGCUCUCUCGUGAAGAGAAUAAUUAGUGUGGUGUCCACAAGUAUGUGGGCACCUGGUGUCAACACUUCAAGUGAUAACUAUUUUCAGUGACUCGAUCACCGUUAGUUGAACAAUUUCAGAACAGUCAGUUAUGUCACUGACAGCAUUCGCAAUUUUGAUGAGUGUAGCGUAACUCGUGAUAACCAUUUAUUAUUUACUAUGAUAACAGUUAACGGGACAUACAAGUUUUACGAUCUGAACUAAGUCCUGGUGAACACGUCCACUGUAGUGAAGCUUUCAUCUUCGAGAGUCUGUUUACGGAAUGUAGUUUCUGAUGACUUAUUUGAGAUGUUAAUCAAUUUCAUUUCGAAGUUCCCAUCGUUGCUUUUGUUACAUAUUAAGUGAAUUCACUGAGCAUUGAUGAGAUAAUUAUCAGGGCUUUAUUAAAUAAUGACACUUCGUGGUGACUCUGAAUUUACAGUUGGCAUUUAUAGUUUUGAUUUUCUGUCUAUUGUUGCAUUUUGAACAAUAGGUAUGAGUAUGGACAAGAUUUUAAGUUUGUGUUGCAAUUCUCAACAUGAAAAGUGUUCUUAUGUGAAGCCAACUGAACCAUUGGACCACAUAUAUGUUGAAGCUUGAUGUUUGUAGUUGCAAGUGUAUUGAAUGACUAAAUAUUUGCGUCACACACCGCACAAAACCUAUAAAAAUAAAAUGUCUUUGUUUACUAAAUUUAUGUAUUGUACAUGUAAGAAAAAAAAUAAAAAAGCAUUAAAACUA
Molecule: messenger RNA, 3450 nt
Organism: Schistocerca gregaria
Lineage: Eukaryota; Metazoa; Arthropoda; Insecta; Orthoptera; Acrididae
Product: mucin-17-like
Exons: 3
Coding region: 57-2720 (887 amino acids)
Source: RefSeq, a predicted model, not a curated record